GCUCUCUCAGUCCUCAUCUUUUCCAGCCUCUGCCAUGCCAAGCACCAGGGCCUUUGUACCUGCUCCAUCUUCGGCCUGAAAUAUUCCUCCCUCCCUGACACCCCGCCCUCAGGUCCCUGCUCAAAGUUCACCUUUUCUGUGGUUUUCCAUGACCACUUCCCAAUCACUCACUCUCUGCCUCCGUGCUUCAUUUUUCUCUAGAGCACCAUUAACAUCUAGCAUAUAAUAUUCUGACUUGUUUAUCUCCUUGCCGACUCUGUCCUUUGCUAGAAGGGAAGUUCCAGGAGGAGGGACUUUGUCUGUUUUCCUCACUGCCAAAUCCCUAGCACCUAAACCAGUGCCUGGAACACAGUAGAUACUCAGUAAGCAUUUGUUGGAUAGAUGGAUGGAUGGACAUAUUGUUAUAUCCUGUUUGUCCGUCUUGCCCACAAAACUCUAAACUCCUUGAAGUCAGGGACUACGUUCUGGUCAUCACUGUAUUCCCAGGGGUGAAGGGUUAAGGAGUCACACCGGGCUGGGCACGUCAAAGUAGAAGAAAUGAAUGAUCAAUCUGGUCUUUUAAAAACUGAGAACAUGGAAGCCCAAGUCCCUAUAGCAGCCACUUCUAAACUGAGUCACAGUUCUCCUCCUAAGAUUCUGCCUGUAGCUGAAUAUGACUCUUCUGGAAUCAUCCAGGCCCCCUGGACACAGCGGGUGGGAGAGCUGACCAUGUCGUAACCUUGGAAAGCCCUGGGAACCCACUGGGGUAUUUGGCUUUUAUUUUAUUAUUUUUUUAUUGGUAUUUGGCUUUUAAAUUAAACUUUAAUACCACUUUGGGCUUAGGGCCCAGAGUUGGAGCCUGAUUCCCUGAGUGCCAGCUCCACCACUUACUUCCUGAGCCUCAGUUUUAUCAUCUGUAAAAUGGGAAUGAGAAUAACAGAAUCUGCACUCAUCAGGUGGCCAUGAGGAUUACAUGCAAGAGGCACUGAAAGUGCUUAGAAUGGGGCCUGUGAAUGCUCAGGAAUUGCUGACUGCUACUAAAAGUUAAGUACUGAGCAGGAGGAGAAAAGAUUCAGUUCCUUUCAAGCUUCCCUUAGGUGGAUUCCAGCUAAUUGGAGCUUGGCCGGAUGUGGUUUCAGGUUAUUAUGCCUCAUUUAGGUUUCUGGGCACCUGGACUGUUGGCAUGAUUUUCCCAGGUGACAUUGAGCAUUAUCUAAAGAACAAAACUCCUUUCAAGGUCAGAAAAACCUAGAGGGCCACUGGUGUAGCCUGAGGGAGGCAAAACCACCAGCCUAGGUGUAUUCAGCUAUCCCCAGCUUCCUGGCUGGAAUUACACCCCUCGGGAGGCUACCAGCCCAAAGGAGAGGCUGAUUUGAGUAUAGAAGGGGAAAAAACAACGAAAACCAUCCUCUCUCACUCAAGGGAGCACAUCUCACUUGCUGGCAAGCAGCCAGGUUGUUUUUCUAAUCCCGGAGUAAAAAGCCCAUGCAACUUGACCCUGACCUACCUUCUCAGGCUUAUCUCUGCCCCUCUCCCUGCAACACACUUGCAUUUUAUUCCCCAGAACUUUCACAACAACUCCCACUCCCAUUUUCCAGAGUGUGGUAAAUGGUGAGUAUUCCCAUUUUCUUAGUUCACACAGCUGGGAAGGGGACUAUUUGGGCCUCUCUGCCUCUUUCCACCACAUCUCUCUGCUUGGUGAUUCAACCCAAUACUCUCUGCCCCCAGAGAUUUAUAAUCUUCUUGUACAUAUGGAGAAACUGAGGCCCAGGGCAAUGGGGAACUUGUACCAGGUCCCACAGCUGGUAAAUAAAUAGUACAGGGCUGGUUGGCCUCCAAACCAAGAAUUCUUGCCACAUUUAAAGUGCUGCCAGGCUUAGAUUGAUAAAGUGAAACCCAAGGUAUAUAACCCAGUGGUCUGGGAAGUCUGAGUAGAUGCUCUUGGCAUAGUUGGCAGGUAGCUGCUUUUGACCCCGGGAGUCUUUGGGCAGGCUUACCCCUCCAGGCCUCCCUUCCAGCCAUCAAUGACAGGCUUGCUGUUAUCAAACUGCCUUCUAAGCUCAGACAUGUCAUUGGUGGACUGAAUAUUUAUAUCCUCCCCAAAAUUUAUGUGAUGAAAUCCUAACUCCUCCCCAAAAUUUAUGUGAUGAAAUCCUAACCCCUAAGGUUGCCCUUGGGCUCUGCCUAUAGGAACCCGGACCAGGACGGGUGGAAUAGGUAUACUCAUGACAACACAAACCCUAAAAACAUUAUGCUUAAUGCCAGAAGUAGAAACCAAAGGUAAAACCUGAAGUCAUACCAUUUACAUACGUGAGAAGUGCACAUGUAUUAUACAACACCAAUUUUGCAAAAAUACCCCCAAACGCACAUAAAAGAAUUAACAGUGGUACUGGGCUGUGUGUGGUAGCUCACACCUGUAAUCCUAGCACUCUGGGAGGCCAAAGCAGAUGGAUGGCUUGAGUUUAGGAGUUGGAGACCAACCUGAGUAAGAUCAAAACCUCAUCUCUACUAAAAAUAGGAAAAAAAAACAAAACUAGCUAGGUGUAGUGGCACAUGCCUGUGGUCCCAGUUCCUAGGGAGGCUGAGGCAAGAGGAUUGGUCAAGCCCAAGAGUUUCAGGUUGCUGUGAGCUGUGAUGCCACAGCACUCUACCCAGGACAACAGAGUUAGACUCCAUCUCAAAAAUAAAGAAAAGUCUUAUUGAUUAAGAGGCAUUAGCUGUUGGACAGGGUGGCUGCUAGAAACAGCAUUAUGUGUGAAUUUUAAAAAGGCAUGCUCCCCCCAACCCCAGUAGAAGCAGCCCUUUUGGGUAGAGAAGGCUUGAUGGGCAGAAAGAAUGAAUGAAUGAAUGAAUGAAACAUGAGAGGUGCCUUGUUGGACCAGUGAUGAUGAUUUACCAUGCAGAAGGUGGAGAUCUGUUCAAAGGUCAACAAUACUCCCUAAUGGUGAGCAGCGUGUGGGCAGCUCUGGGGCUGUCCCUUACCUGCAUCUCAGCCCUCAGCCUCAUCUCCCCUGCGUGGUUCCAGACACACACCUUCUCCUUUGGUGUCCUCACCUACUGCUCUUCGCCUCAAGGUGACAGCUGGAACCAGAGCUGUGUGACCUUCAGGUCCCUCAAGGAUAUUCCUGACUUUGCUUGGAAGGUCUCAGCCGUGAUGCUUCUCGGAGGCUGGCUGCUAUUGGUCUUCAAUGCAAUUCUCCUCCUGUCCUGGGCCCUGGCCCCCAAAGGGCUGUGCCCAAGCAGGGUCAGUGGCCCAAUGCCAGGGGUGCAGGCAGUGGCAGCCACUGCCACCAUUGCGGGCCUGCUGGUUUUCCCAAUCAGCCUGGCUUCCCCAUUCGCCAAAGCAGUCUGUGAAGGCUCCUCUGUGUACCAUGGUGGAAGGUGCCAACCAGGCUGGGGCUAUGUGAUUGCCAUUUUCAAUGCAGUCCUGGCCAGCCUCCUGCCUGUGAUCAGCUGGCCUCGUGUGACCAUGACCAGCAUCCAGGGGAUGACCAUCUUCUCCAGCGACACAGAGAGAAUCAUCCUUAUGCCGGAGAUGAACAAAUAA
Molecule: messenger RNA, 3526 nt
Organism: Nycticebus coucang (slow loris)
Lineage: Eukaryota; Metazoa; Chordata; Mammalia; Primates; Lorisidae
Product: LHFPL tetraspan subfamily member 7 protein-like
Exons: 4
Coding region: 2831-3526 (231 amino acids)
Cellular component (GO): membrane
Source: RefSeq, a predicted model, not a curated record